AUGGCGCGACGUGAGGGUCGCCAUCACGGCUCAGGUUCUUCACAUGAAGGCAUCGUCUCGGCGGCGAUGUCGGUCUAUGUGUACCCUUAUCUCACAAUCCACCUGUACCGAGGGCGCAAAGGCGUGCCCACGGGAGAUAUGAUACCCAAUCUUAGUGAUCGUUCAGUACUUGACCCUGCUGGACUGGCGCUUACGAGCGCUACGAAUCUGCGGCCGGCUUUGCGCGCUAAGCGUUAA
Messenger RNA from Peniophora sp. CBMAI 1063, 237 nucleotides. The record is from the annotation of a GenBank genome assembly. NCBI's taxonomy places the organism in Eukaryota, Fungi, Basidiomycota, Agaricomycetes, Russulales, Peniophoraceae.